AUGAACUACAAACGCUUACAAAUUCUAUUACGCCAAUGUAAUACUCUUGAAUUCCUGAAACAAAUCCACGCUCAAGCAGUAACACUUGGAAUUCUCCACCAUCACCAACCUUUUGCGUGCAAAUUACUUAACUCGUACGCCAAAUUGGGAACCUCACAGGAACCCAACACACUCUUUAGUCAAAUUCAAAACCCAGAUAUAGUUUCAUGGACAUGUCUCAUUAAUCUUCACGUGCAAGUUCGAGAACCCAGAAAAGCUUUGUGGGUAUUUUCUCGUUUAAUUUGUAGAAAUAUAGAACCUGAUAGCUACUCUGUUGUUGCUGCUUUAUCAGCUUGUAAAUGUAUAAAAGAUUUGGCUUGUGCUAGGAUAGUUCAUGGGAUAAUUGUCCGGUUUUCAUUAGCGUUUGACCCAAUUGUGGGUAAUGCGUUGAUUGAUAUGUAUAGCAAGAAUAAAGAUAUUGAAUCGACUGAGAAAGUUUUUAAAUGUAUGGAAUGUAAAGAUAUUGCUUCAUGGAAUAGUUUGCUUAAUGGGUUUGCAAUGGUCAAUGAUUUGGAAUCUUCUCGCCUGGUGUUCGAUGAAAUGCCUCAGAGAAAUUCGGUUUCUUGGAAUGCAAUGAUAACGGUCUUAUGUUCGAGGGAGGAAAUAGUUGAGGCAUUGGAACUUUUUAGGGAAAUGAAAGCAGGAGGAGAGUGUUGUACGGUGAUUACUAUUGUGGCUGUAUGGUUACUUGUUGAGGGUCAGAGAUUGUUCAAUAGGAUGAACAAAUUCUAUGGUUUGCAACCCAAGAUUGAGCAUUAUGGUUGCAUGGUGAUCUUCGGCCGAGCUGGGCUUUUAGAAGAAGCUAAAGAUUUUAUUGAACAGAUGCAAUCAACCGGAUGCUGUUAUUUGGAGAUCAUUACUUAG
Messenger RNA from Pistacia vera, 903 nucleotides. RefSeq names its product pentatricopeptide repeat-containing protein At4g14820-like. The record is from RefSeq and is a predicted model, not a curated record. Bases 1 to 903 code for a protein of 300 amino acids. Lineage: Eukaryota; Viridiplantae; Streptophyta; Magnoliopsida; Sapindales; Anacardiaceae. Gene Ontology annotation, molecular function: RNA binding; protein binding. Gene Ontology annotation, biological process: RNA modification. The transcript has 2 exons.